This is a messenger RNA of Sesamum indicum (sesame), 807 nucleotides long. RefSeq lists its product as uncharacterized. Lineage: Eukaryota; Viridiplantae; Streptophyta; Magnoliopsida; Lamiales; Pedaliaceae. The record is from RefSeq and is a predicted model, not a curated record.
ACUAAAGAACGAAAGCAAAAUUGCUGCGACCAACUUUUCCCCCUCCUAUUCAUCUUUACUUUAUUUAAAUCACCCUCCAAAUAUUAAAUGCUACUGCUUUCUUGAUGACUUUGUGUUAUAGUGAGAUGGGGAAUUGUCUGUUCGUCGGAGGGAUGGGAGACGGCCACCAAUCAGUAAUUAGAGUUGCGACAUCAAACGGCGUAAUGGAAUUUCAUGCACCAGUCACCGUUGAAUCCAUCAUCGAUGAGUUCCCUGGCCACGAAAUAUUCCGGAGCCAUGAUCUCUUCUGGACGCCACUUCCCCACAGCCAAGAACUCCUCGUUGGCGAGUCGUAUCGUUUGCUUCCUCUGAUGGACCUUACCAACGGAGGAUUAACGCCGGCCCGUAUGGGAUGCGUGAGGUCGAACAGCACGCCGCAGAGAAUGGCUGCUCCGCAGUAUAGGAUGUCGUUCGACAGCCGGGGAUUGGAGAAGAGGUUGCCGGAGGAUCAGGAGGGUCAAGUGCGGCGCGGGUUUUGGAAAGUGAAGGUGGUUAUAAGGCCGGAGCAGCUGCUGGAGAUUUUGUCGGAGGAGGGGAAGACGGAGGAGCUGAUUGAGAGUGUCAGAACGGUGGCGAAAUGCGGGACUGUGUUCGCCGGAGGAUUUUCCGAUCAGUGGAGUCUUUCCAGCAGCAAAAAUACAGCAUCUUCCAACAAGGAUAGCUUGCUAAGUUUUAAUUAGUGCAAACUGCAAACAACAGUUAUUGUAGUUUUUCUUUGUGGAUUGAAUUUUCUAUGUCAUUUUCAUUUUGUAUUUUUUAUAUUAUUUA